AUGUCUCGUGUGUCGAACAAGAUUAGCGGCGGCAUGGCUUGCCAGACGGUGGUCGACCACGGCUACUACCUGAAGCCCAUGACCGGCAAUCCGUACCUGUGCACCAAGCACGACGGCGUCACGACGGCCUACCAGCAAGGCUUCGCCCCCAAGGAUGCCCACUGGCUGUACCGCUUCCGCUACAACCUGCUGCCGCAGGGUAUGUCGGGCGGCUUCUUCUCCCGCAACCCGUACGGUCGCUACGUGCACUGGCUGGAGGUGAGCACGAUUGAGAAGAUGCGCCUGCAGAUGCUGACCAUGGAAUCCGUGCCGUGCUCGGUUGUGUCUGUCAUUCUGUUGGUCUUCACCCUGUGGCACUCCUACCGACUUGCCUUCCUGCACCCAGAUAUCACCCUCUACAACUUGGGUCUGUGGCCCACCAAGCCGUGGGUGCAGCAGCAGCGCUUCAACAAGAAGAAGGAAUUUGAUCAAGAUGUGUACCGCUGGGUGUACCGCGUGCCGGAGGCCAUGAUAGACGACCCGAUCCGCGACAUGUACAAAAUGGGCAUCGCCGCCAACGACCCAGUCCUCGCCAUGGCCAAGGAGCAGGGAGUGGCAAACCAGCUGACCAUGACCCAGGCCGAGUACACGCCGGUGGCGCCGGACAUUCGCCGCGUCAUUGCCACCGCCCGCAAGGACGUCGAGUGCAGCUCGCAGUCAAGCUCAGCGACGAGCGCCAUGAUAGGCGUGUAG
Leishmania mexicana MHOM/GT/2001/U1103 is the source of this 732-nucleotide messenger RNA. RefSeq lists its product as hypothetical. Lineage: Eukaryota; Euglenozoa; Kinetoplastea; Trypanosomatida; Trypanosomatidae. The record is from RefSeq and is a predicted model, not a curated record. The transcript has a single exon. Bases 1 to 732 code for a protein of 243 amino acids.